UUUGGGUUUUUUCUGUUUUCUUACGCAAAUUUUUUAUUAAUUCCCUUAUUCAAUAAUUAUCCAGAUACACGUUUAUAUAUUCUUGUUGAAUUUUGCUUUGAACGUUGUCUUUUGACUGUUUUGCUGACACUUUUUCAUUCCCUGUCAUCAUCAUCAUCUUCUUCUUCUUCUUGUUCUCUCUUUGGUGCUUUGAUAUUCAAAAUUUUUGGACUUCGAAAGUUACUCUUGUUGCUUUUCUUGGUUAGUUCUCUUAAAUUUUGAUUUGGGUUAUUUUUUGAGGUGGGUUUUUGUUUAAUUGAAGAAAAUUCUAAAUUUUGCCAUGUUCUUCAGGUCCAUCAACUAGAACUUCUGUUGUAACUUCCCUUGUAAAAUCUUUCUUCUUCUUCUUUUCUAUCUUAUUGGAGAUAGUAAUGGGUUUUGAGAAAGAGAUUCUUCCUAGUACUGUGUUAAAUUCAGUCCUAAUAUAUAUUAUUGUUAACUAUAAAAUAUUUAUUUAGGGGUUGGUAGCCAGCAAUUUUGAAUUACUGUCGUCUUUUUGCUAUAAAGCUGCUUCAAAUUCAAAUUCAAAUUCUGUUGGCAUAUUGGUGAUUGGACUUGAGGAAGAGUGUUGAGAAGUUCAGAACCGUGAGGAUAAGUGAAUCAAUUUAUAAAUCAAGUAUGAGCCAACCUAAAAUCAAGCGCAGAGUGGGUAAAUAUGAAGUGGGAAGGACAAUUGGUGAGGGAACAUUUGCCAAAGUAAAGUUUGCGAGGAACUCUGAAACAGGAGAACCUGUGGCUCUGAAGAUUCUUGACAAAGAGAAGGUUCUUAAACACAAGAUGGCUGAACAGAUAAAGCGAGAGGUAGCAACUAUGAAGCUUAUAAAGCAUCCAAAUGUUGUUCAACUAUAUGAGGUGAUGGGAAGCAAGACAAAGAUAUUUAUUGUCUUAGAAUUUGUUACAGGAGGGGAGCUUUUUGACAAAAUCGUAAACCAUGGACGGAUGAGAGAAGAUGAAGCUCGGAGAUAUUUCCAGCAGCUUAUUAAUGCAGUUGAUUACUGCCACAGUAGGGGUGUCUUCCACAGGGACCUCAAGCCUGAAAAUUUGCUGUUGGAUGCUUAUGGGAACCUUAAAGUCUCUGAUUUUGGAUUGAGUGCAUUGUCCCAACAAGUCAGGGAUGAUGGCUUGCUUCAUACUACUUGUGGAACUCCAAAUUAUGUUGCUCCUGAGGUUCUUAAUGAUAGAGGUUAUGAUGGGGCAACUGCAGACUUGUGGUCAUGCGGUGUGAUACUCUUUGUACUGCUUGCAGGUUACUUGCCUUUCGAUGAUUCUAAUCUUAUGAACCUGUAUAAAAAAAUUUCAGCAGCAGAGUUCACUUGUCCCCCUUGGCUCUCUUUUGGUGCCAUGAAGUUAAUCACUAGAAUUUUGGAUCCCAACCCUAUGACACGCAUCACUAUAACUGAAAUCUUGGAAGAUGAAUGGUUUAAAAAAGAUUAUAAGCCCCCUGUGUUUGAGGAAAAAGAACACACAAGCUUGGAUGAUGUUGAAGCUGUUUUCAAGGACUCAGAGGAACACCAUGUAACAGAGAAGAAGGAAGAACAGCCAACAGCUAUGAAUGCAUUUGAGUUAAUUUCUAUGUCAAAAGGGUUAAAUCUCGGGAAUUUGUUUGAUGCAGAACAGGUGAUCAUCUAUUCUGAACUAUUCUCAAUGUGGCAUUGGUUUCCUAAGAAGAUAUCAAUGGCCUUUGUUGAGGGAUUUAAGAGGGAAACAAGGUUCACAUCUAGAUGCCCCGCAAAUGAGAUAAUUCAUAAGAUUGAAGAAGCUGCAAAGCCUCUAGGUUUUGAUGUUCACAAGAAAAACUACAAGAUGAGGCUAGAAAAUAUGAAAGCUGGGAGAAAGGGAAACCUUAAUGUUGCCACUGAGGUUUUUCAAGUGGCACCUUCCCUGCAUAUGGUUGAAGUGCGAAAAGCAAAGGGAGACACUUUGGAAUUCCAUAAGUUCUAUAAAAACCUUUCAACCUGCCUUGAAGAUGUUGUCUGGAAAACUGAAGAAGACAUGCAAGAAAUGAAGUAAAAUAGUGCCCAUUUUGAAGUGCAACGAUCGCGGUCUUUUUGUUGGUGCUACCUUGCCAAAUGUGUCAUACUUGUUCCAUAUCUUCAUUCUUUGUCACCCUCCCUCCUUUGCUGGGACCAUUUUUCUGUUUCUUCUGUUGUUGUAGAAUUAGAGUCAUGACUAUCACCAAUUUCUUUCCAUGCGAUUAUUGUUGGAAUGCAUGGAAAGUUAUCAUAGGCUUGUUUGUUUCUCUUCAAUUCAACUGGAUGCUGUCAAUAGUGAAAUAUUUGGAAAAUAAAGGUGUUUGCAAAUGUUUCUUUUUUUA
Jatropha curcas is the source of this 2353-nucleotide messenger RNA. The record is from RefSeq and is a predicted model, not a curated record. NCBI's taxonomy places the organism in Eukaryota, Viridiplantae, Streptophyta, Magnoliopsida, Malpighiales, Euphorbiaceae.